Messenger RNA from Vigna radiata var. radiata (mung bean), 1370 nucleotides. RefSeq names its product cadmium-induced protein AS8. The transcript has 4 exons. The record is from RefSeq and is a predicted model, not a curated record. The coding region runs from base 822 to 1277 and encodes 151 amino acids. Lineage: Eukaryota; Viridiplantae; Streptophyta; Magnoliopsida; Fabales; Fabaceae.
AAUGUAAUGUAAUCACAACGUGCUUUUGCUACUUUCUUAUCCUGUUAGUGCUUUCUUCUCUUUGUUUCUUUCUCUUCGCCAACUGUCAAAUUUGGAUUCGCCCUAUAAUCCAGAAUCUUCUAUGGUUCUUCUCCCAACUUUCAGGUUCCUGGUUUCGCCGUUAAACAUUUGGAAAAUCGUAUUAGUUAGUGAAUCACACUGUUUGCUUACUCUUUACCCUGCUGAGUGUUCAGCAAUCUGUUUCGAUUGUUUGCUGUUAUUGGGAUGGUGGCUGAAUGGAAGAAAACCAAAUCUCAUUUUGUAGGCUCCACUGAUUUUUGUUUAAUUCUUGAGAUUUCUUUAUAUGGAUAUAUGUAUGUAACCAUGAAACCUGUCAUCUCUUGUCAGUGUUUGUCAUGGUCAUGUGGGUGGGAUAGUAGAUAUGCAUUGAUAGAUAUCCAAGAAAGAUGAAGUUUGGCUAAUUGGGUUUGAUGACGGUGUUUAUAGUUCACAUUGAGAUUGGAAACCACUGUGGAUUACCAUCCAAGAAUUAAUUAAGAAUUAUGAGUUUAUGAUCCUUCUUUAAGUGUGUAGAAGAAUUAUGAUGCUUCUAGCGUUCAAUGCAAACUUCUAGCUGGCCUUAUAAGGAUCUUUUCUGCAAUUGGCGUUAUCCACAUGUAUUGUCCUAUAAAUUCCCUAUUUACUAGUUCUCCCUGACUAUUUUUCAACCUAAUCAAAAUGUGUUCUAUACUAAGAAGUUUGUUGGUGGCACAAAAUGGUUUUAAGAGGCUGUUGUUACCGCAAAGAUAUAUGUUUCAGGCUCUUAAGUCGAAAAGGUCCUAAUGAUUAUAAAAGGAUUGUUUAGAAGGUACGAAAGAUGGAACCCUGUUCAUCCAACUUAUGGAGCGUUUUGGGGAAUGGGUGUGGGCGUUGGUUGUGGUGUUGGAUGGGGUCCUGGGUUUGGCCCUGAAGUGAUAGGCUAUGUUGGAGCUGGCUGUGGCAUUGGAUUCAAUGUAGGCAUUACUUUUGCUGGUGUUGGAGUUGGGCUCCCUGCUCACUUUGUCUUUGUAGCUCCAUAUAAUGGGGCUAGCUGGAUGAGAAAUUUACCUUGUAUCUCUGACUUGCAAAGAGAAGCCAGUGGAAAAUUGUUUGAAUUUAGGCAAAGGCAUUUAUCAAUCAAGGGAAUUGACUUCUUUGACACGAAGAAGAACCUGUCUUUGAUUACUUCUUCUGCUCGUAGAAGUAUGCAAACAUUCCAUAACCAGUUGUUCUGCUCUCAUAAAGGAAAAGAUUCUUGACUUCUGUGCUUCUCAUUUGCAUUUUGUUAACUCGGAACCGAAGAUCUUGUUUUCACUGUAAAUAGAUGAGAUAUAACCUUUUGUUCUACUCUA